This is a messenger RNA of Solanum dulcamara, 2793 nucleotides long. Its product is annotated as subtilisin-like protease SBT3. The record is from RefSeq and is a predicted model, not a curated record. Lineage: Eukaryota; Viridiplantae; Streptophyta; Magnoliopsida; Solanales; Solanaceae. The coding region runs from base 149 to 2482 and encodes 777 amino acids. Gene Ontology annotation, molecular function: serine-type endopeptidase activity. Gene Ontology annotation, biological process: proteolysis. The transcript has a single exon.
AGCCGCCAACCUUUACUACUAAAAUAAUACUUCCCAGCUUAUUUAAAUCUCCACCUAACUCUACUGAUUGAUAUAGGGACCUCAUGCUUUCUAUGCGUAAUCUUAUAAGGUCCAAUGAAAAUUUAAUGAUUUAGGAAGUGUAUUGGAAAUGGGGUUUCCUUAUUCUCUUCAUCUUCUCUUUCUUUCAUGGUUUCUUUUUGCUCAUUUGUUCUGUUUCUUAGCUAUUGCACAAAGAUCCACUUAUAUUGUCCAUUUGGACAAAUCUUUAAUGCCUAAUGUCUUUGCUGAUCACCAUCAUUGGCAUACUUCCACUAUUGAUUCCAUCAAAGCUUCUGUUCCUUCAUCAGUCGACAGAUUCCACUCUGCUCCAAAACUUGUUUACUCCUAUGACAAUGUGUUUCAUGGAUUCAGUGCUGUUUUGUCCCAAAAUGAGCUGAAAGCUUUGAAAAAGUUACCAGGUUUCAUUUCAGCUUACAAAGAUAGAACUGUGGAACCAGACACUACCUACACAUCUGAUUUCCUCAAGCUCAAUCCUUCAUCUGGGCUAUGGCCAGCUUCUGGUUUAGGCCAAGAUGUUAUCGUUGGUGUUCUUGACAGUGGAAUAUGGCCAGAAUCUGUGAGUUUCCAAGAUGAUGGUAUGCCAGAAAUCCCCAAAAGGUGGAAGGGAAUUUGCAGGCCCGGCACACAGUUUAAUACUUCAAUGUGCAACAAAAAACUCAUCGGAGCCAAUUACUUCAAUAAGGGAAUUUUGGCUAAUGAUCCCACUGUGAACAUUUCCAUGAAUUCUGCCAGGGAUACUAGUGGUCAUGGCUCACACUGCGCUUCCAUUGCUGCUGGGAACUUUGCGAAAGGUGUUUCCCAUUUUGGAUAUGCACCAGGAACAGCGAGAGGGGUUGCUCCACGUGCUAGGAUAGCUGUGUACAAGUUCAGCUUUAGUGAAGGAACUUUUACAUCAGAUUUAAUUGCUGCUAUGGACCAAGCUGUUGCGGAUGGCGUUGACAUGAUAUCCAUUUCUUUUGGUUACCGUUUCAUUCCCUUGUAUGAAGAUGCUAUAUCAAUUGCUUCUUUUGGAGCUAUGUUGAAGGGGGUAUUGGUUUCAGCUUCAGCUGGAAAUCGAGGUCCAAGCGUCGGAAGUUUAGGCAAUGGAUCUCCAUGGAUCUUGUGCGUGGCAGCAGGCCACACUGACAGGAGAUUUGCAGGAACUUUGACUUUGGGCAAUGGGUUAAGAAUUAGGGGGUGGAGCGUGUUUCCUGCAAGAGCCUUUGUCAGGGAUUCACCGGUUAUUUACAACAAGACUCUAUCCGAUUGCAACUCAGAAGAAUUGUUAUCGCAAGUUCCUGAUCCCGAACGCACCAUCGUCAUCUGUGAUUAUAAUGCAGAUGAAAAUGGUUUUGGUUUCUCUUUCCAAAUUUCUAACAUCAAUCGAGCAAGACUUAAAGCAGGCAUUUUUAUUUCUGAGGAUCCAGGAGUGUUCACGUCCUCCACUUUUUCCUACCCGGGAGUUGUGAUUGACAAAAAGAAAGGGAAACAAGUCAUCAAUUACGUUAAGAACAGUGUUUCUCCCACUGCCACCAUAACGUUCCAAGAAACGUAUAUGGAUGGAGAAAGGGCAGCCCCAGUUCUUGCUGGAUUCUCAGCACGAGGGCCCUCCAGAAGCUACUUGGGAAUCGCAAAGCCGGAUAUUUUGGCACCAGGGGUACUGAUUCUUGCAGCAUUUCCACCUAAUCUCUUUUCAGACAGUAUUCAGAACAUAGAAUUAUCCUCUGAUUACGAACUUAAAUCAGGUACAUCAAUGGCUGCUCCUCAUGCAGCUGGAAUUGCAGCAAUGCUAAAAGGUGCACAUCCUGAAUGGAGUCCUUCAGCUAUUCGCUCCGCCAUGAUGACCACAGCAAACCAUUUGGAUAGUACUCAAAAGCCUAUUAGAGAGGACGAUAACAUGGUUGCCACACCACUAGACAUGGGAGCAGGGCAUGUUGACCCAAACAGAGCUCUUGAUCCCGGCCUAGUAUAUGAUGCUACUCCGCAAGAUUACAUAAAUCUUAUAUGCUCUAUGAAUUUCACCGAAAAUCAGUUCAAAACAUUUGCAAGAUCAUCAGCCAAUUUCCACAACUGCUCAAAUCCAUCAGCUGAUCUCAAUUACCCAUCAUUCAUCGCCUUGUACCCAUUCAGCUUGGAGGCUAACUUCACCUGGCUGGAGCAGAAAUUCAGGAGGACCCUUACAAAUGUUGGUAAAGGUGGAGCAACUUAUAAAGUGAAGAUAGAGACACCGAAGAAUUCCACUGUUUCAGUGUCUCCACAAACUCUGGUGUUCAAGGGGAAAAAUGAUAAGCAAAGCUAUAGUUUGUCAAUUCGGUAUAGAGGUGAUAGUGAUCAGAGUAGGAACGUUGGGUCGAUCACUUGGGUUGAAGAAAAUGGCAACCACUCAGUUAGAAGUCCUAUAGUAACAUGUCCCGUUAUUGAGGUCUGGGGAAGCGACGACUAGGGCCAUGAGAUUAUUGAGCUGGAAGUAUAAAAUACAAGACUAAGGGGAAAUAAGAGGGAAAUUGUAUACGUAUGUAAUGUUUACUGAAUGAAAAGCUAUUGUCCUAUUACAAAGACAUUGGAAUAAAUAGAAACAACUUUGCGCCUAAAAAUGCCCCAACAUUAUCGUAGACUAGGGGUUUAAGUUUUUUAUUUUGAUCAAGUAUCUGAAUGAAACUCCAUGAAGUAUAAGGACCAGAAUAACUAAUCGGAACAAGUACAUAGAUCUUCCAAGUCAUUUCGACAAAAAUAAAAAUUUGUUGAUGUGGAGAA